Molecule: messenger RNA, 1651 nt
Organism: Notolabrus celidotus (New Zealand spotty)
Lineage: Eukaryota; Metazoa; Chordata; Actinopteri; Labriformes; Labridae
Gene: tubd1
Product: tubulin, delta 1
Exons: 8
Coding region: 180-1511 (443 amino acids)
Biological process (GO): microtubule cytoskeleton organization; mitotic cell cycle
Cellular component (GO): microtubule; cytoplasm
Molecular function (GO): structural constituent of cytoskeleton; GTP binding
Source: RefSeq, a predicted model, not a curated record
AUUGUAGUUCUUCUACUGGCGGCAAUCGGCGGCAAUCGGUACCAUAGUGACAGCGUUAGUUCAGUCGAGGCUCUGUCAAUCAUGUAAACACAGCUGAGCAAAUGGUAGAAUGUAGACUCUGUGCCUUCAACACCUGAUCAGAACACUGUCGGUCCUUUCAGCCUGUCGCUGAGUGAAACAUGUCUGUUGUAAGUGUCCAGCUCGGUCAGUGCGGUAACCAGGUGGGUCACGAGCUGUUUGAUAUCAUCUGUAGUGAUGCACAGGAGGGACAGAGGAGGGGGUACAGCACAGCCAGCUGCGAGCGAUUCUUCUACCAAAACGCACAUGGAGAGCUUAUUGCUCGGGCUGUGCUUGUUGACAUGGAGCCCAAAGUUAUUAACCAGAGUAUCUGCAGAUCUGCAAAAUCUGGCAGGUGGAGGUAUGGAGAAACUUCACACUUUAGUCAGAAGCAGGGAUCUGGAAACAACUGGGCGAAUGGGUUCUGUGUCCACGGUCCUCGUCAUAGAGAUGUAGUGGAGGAGCUGGUGAGGCGAGAAGUGGAGCGCUGUGACAGAUUGGCUGGGCUAAUGGCCAUAAUGAGUGUAGCAGGGGGGACAGGAUCAGGGGUCGGUACCUAUGUAACUCGGUAUCUCAGAGACAUCUAUCCCAAGUCCUUCAUACUCAACCACCUCACUUGGCCUUACAACACAGGAGAGGUGAUCGUCCAGAAUUACAACUCAGUGCUUACACUCGCUCAUCUCUACCAGCUCUCUGAUGCCAUCUUUGUGCAUGAGAACGACACAGUGCACAGAAUCUGUAGUCAGAUGCUUAACAUUAAACAUAUCUCAUUCACUGAUGUCAAUCGGGUCAUUGCUCACCAGUUGGGCAGCGUUCUUCAGCCGGCUCUCACUGCUGACUCCCACGGAGUUUACAGCAGAAAUCCUCUAGGUGACUUGGUGAGCACCCUUGUGUGCCACCCAGAGUACAAGCUGCUCAGUCUGAGUACUAUCCCUCAGAUGCCUAGCUCUUCCAUAGCCUACAGCACGUUCAGCUGGCCAGGCCUGCUCAAGCACCUUCGACAGAUGCUUAUCUCCAACAGCAAAAUGGAAGAAGGUAUAGACUGGCAGAUGCAGCUACCAGCAGCAUCAGAGCAGACCAGGAGUCUCUUAGGACCACGCUUUAACACCUCUCUAGCUAACCUGCUCAUACUGAGGGGGAAAGAAGUGUACAGCGCAGAGACAGGUAGCUUUAAGGACCCAGCCCUAUACUCCUCCUGGCUCUCACCAGAUGAAGCUUUCAAUGUGUGGAAAUCCCCAGUGCCUUUUAAUAAGUAUGACAAAUCUGCUACCCUUGUCAGUAACAGCCAGGCUCUGCUCAGACCCUUGGAUAACAUGGUGGGAAAAGCAUGGAAUAUGUUUGCAUCAAGGGCCUACAUCCAUCAGUAUGUCAAAUUUGGUAUCUCAGAGGAGGACUUUCUCGACAGCUUCACAUCUCUUGAGCAGGUCAUCGCUAGCUACAAUGAAUUAUGCUAGCGAUGAAAAACUUUGUGACUUAAGGGGAAUACAUCCCUUCGCCUUUGGACUGUGUGUGAUCAAGAUAAAGCCAUUAGACAUGAAGAUACUGUUUUUUUAAAUAUUUAAAUGUAAAUAAAAAUAUAGUUUCUUGAACAGAA